Letharia columbiana is the source of this 1146-nucleotide messenger RNA. RefSeq lists its product as uncharacterized. Lineage: Eukaryota; Fungi; Ascomycota; Lecanoromycetes; Lecanorales; Parmeliaceae. Bases 1 to 1146 code for a protein of 381 amino acids. The transcript is spliced from 4 exons. The record is from RefSeq and is a predicted model, not a curated record.
AUGAGCUCAUUCUUAUUGAUCAAGCAGUUCGAGUUGUUCGAUCUCCAAUUUUCUAAUAACCCGAAGCGUCUUAAUUAUGAGCAGCUCUCAGUUGGCGGCUGGAAGGAAAGUUCGGUCUGGGUGUCUUACCUGCAAAUUGGUCGAGCCACUCCACAGGCUAUGAUGACCAAAGACAGAUCUCCCGCUCCUAGUAUUCUCACUACUCAAACCCCAUCAUCUAAUCUACCUGGCACUCAAGACGAACGGAGGUACUUCGAGUAUUCUCGCCAACGUUCCGUCGUCGAGUUCUCUGGAUAUUUUCGACUCGAACUUCUGGGACCAGUUGAUUUUACAGAGAAGUUCGACGUUCAGCGGGAACUGAUCCGACCGCAUGCUCAGACAACGGUCUGUCGCCAAGACAGCAUCGAGCAGUACAAUCAAGCCCUCGGUCACUUCCGGCAGAACCUUGGAGAUAAUGAGAACCGGAAUGUCCAGUCAACCUUGAUUUGCUGCGUCCUCUUUAUCGCUUUCGGGACAUUCCUGGGUAACUACGACUCAGGGGGGUUGCACUUGGAGAACGGGCUGAAGAUCUUGCAUGAUUGGCAAGUUCAGCAAGACCAGCUUCUGCAAUCAACUCAUUCGUCCGGAACGAGCAUGAUUGAGGACGACCUCCUUCCGGUGUUCUUUCACCUCAACUUACAAGCAACGUCACUGGUCGACCCAGGCCUUUCCGAGCAUCACCGGUUCAUUGGAGAUACCGCAACGAAAUCAAUCCCAAGUGCGUUCUCGAGCCUCAACCAGUCGCGAAUCUGCCUAUACAAUUUGUUCAACGCAACACUCGACUUUAUCCACUCAACAUACGACAUCAAAGAAGAUCCCGCUGUACGCCGGCAAGCGCUGUCUCUCCUCUCUCGCCUGUCCCUACCUCGGCAAGAAGGGACCUGGAAUGCGAAUGAUGCCAGCAAGGUGGGACAGUGGGUGAUCGACGUUGAAGAAGAGGGCCUCGGGGCAGUCGAAAGCGCUGAAGAUGUUCCCAAAUCCUCCCACAUCCAACGGAUUGACGCUAUUGCAUACAUGGAGGAGCGUCUCGUUCAUGUGAGAUGUGUUCUUGAUGACGAGUCCGAAUCUAGUGAACCUGAUGUUGAGGAGAACACUGAGAAUCAGUAA